UAUUGUUUUCAAGAAAUGCCAUGUUUUGAAGGAGCUAUCGGAACCCAACUACGCAUAAGAAUAGAAGGAUCUUACAAAAGGAGUGAGUUAUUGUCCGGAACAAGCUCCCUCAGGCUUGAUUCGGGAACAGAACGCUGGCGGAAAGUUUUUGCCCUCCAAAGCAAACGUGCCCCAUUAAGCCCAAUCUGUCCGUUCGGUUCCAUCGUGUGUCUUCCCAAGGGAACGAGGAUAGGAGGAACCCUUUUUAAGCUCCGUUCAACUAUGGCACCGGAAGAAACGGUCUCUAAGCUCGGUCGACUGCUGUUCUUCGUCGGUGCCGGAGUUGUUAGCACGGCAGGGAUAAACUUGUGGAGAAGCAUCGAGAGAGAUCGCCUAAAGAGAUCUCAAGAAGCGACGCAAUUACAGGAGAAGACAAAGCGUUUGGUGGAUGGAGUGACAGAAGCCUAGCGCUGCUUCAGUUUAGGGAAAGCUCUCUUUUUGUUAUUUUCUUUUCGGCGAUAAUUGGGGGUUACAUAGUAAAUUGGUUCUGGAUGCUAUUACAGUUUUAGGGGUUCUUACAGAUUUUUGAUGUGGGUAUAUUGAUGAGAGGGAGUUGUGUGAGUAUUGGCCAUAAACUACAACAGUUUGGGUUUUCCCAUAUUCAUAAGGUUUAAACUUGUGGGUGCUUUUUCAUCUAAGGCACAGAAAAUGUUAUUGGACAGUCCUGAUGAAUUUGACUCUUCAAAGAUCCUUUUACUUGUUCUUGGUUUUGUUGUUCC
Nymphaea colorata (pocket water lily) is the source of this 758-nucleotide messenger RNA. RefSeq lists its product as uncharacterized. Lineage: Eukaryota; Viridiplantae; Streptophyta; Magnoliopsida; Nymphaeales; Nymphaeaceae. The transcript has 3 exons. Bases 16 to 447 code for a protein of 143 amino acids. The record is from RefSeq and is a predicted model, not a curated record.